This is a messenger RNA of Guillardia theta CCMP2712, 390 nucleotides long. RefSeq lists its product as hypothetical. Gene Ontology annotation, cellular component: mRNA cleavage and polyadenylation specificity factor complex. The record is from RefSeq and is a predicted model, not a curated record. Gene Ontology annotation, molecular function: mRNA binding. Gene Ontology annotation, biological process: mRNA alternative polyadenylation. The transcript has a single exon. The annotation marks the transcript as partial. Lineage: Eukaryota; Cryptophyceae; Pyrenomonadales; Geminigeraceae.
GCUCAGGACGAAGUUGAGGAAAGUUUCGAUUUAUAUGGGGACUUGGAGGAAGAUAAUGCUGAGGAGAAAGCUGGAAGAGAUGAUGAAUCUGGUUUCUUGCCAGAAGACACCGAUAUGUCCAGCAUUCCUGUCAACACAGAUGUAAAAGAUUCUAAAUCGCCUGGGCAACAUACUGGAAGUUCUGCGAAGAAUCAACUAGAUUCUGGUCCCAAAGGCCCCUGCUCUGUCACAGUGAACAAAUUAAAUUGGUGGACCAGCGAUGCAGAACUCGAAACGUUUUUCGCGGAAUGUGGCAAAAUAAGGAAGAUAAGGUUCGAGGAGGACAAGGCUUGUGGAAAAUCCAAGGGCAUAGCUCACAUCGAGUUCGUCGACAGGUUUCGUCUUAUUUGA